UCCGUAAAUUCUGUGGACAGAGUCGCCGGAGCUGUUCCAUUUCCGAUCUGUAAACCCCGCCAUUCGCAACUCUCCUCUACCGCCGGGGAGAAUUCACCGUCUCACCGAUGGAAAUAGAUAGCAAGGAAAGGCAUGAAAUCAAUUUGCAGCCGCCGAAAGAGAACAAUUUUUAUCUGCAGAAGUUUCGGCUCUACGAGACUCGCUCGAACUUUUACAUGAUAGGAUGGGAUAAUAAAACUAUUUGGAAAGUAUUAAAGAUUGAUAGAUUAGAAUCCUCAGAGCUACUCAUUCAUGAAGAUCCCACCAUAUAUUCAGAACGUGAAUACUUAGACCUCCUAAGCAGAAUACAUGAAGGAAACAAGUCUACUGGAGGGCUUAAAUUCGUUUGUCUCUGCUAUGGAAUUAUUGGUUUUAUAAAGUUUUUGGGAGCUCAUUACUUAUUGGUUAUCACUGAAAGAAGAGAGAUCGGAAAGAUACGUGGUCAUGUUAUUUACGCUAUCACUGAGAGCGAGAUGUUCCCGGUUCCCAAUUCUACGGUGCUUUCCAAAAUGGCGUAUUCUAAGGAUGAGAACAGAUACCUAAAGCUCCUGCGCAAGAUGGAUCUCACAAAGGACUAUUUUUUCAGCUACUCCUAUCAUAUAAUGCUUAGCUUUCAAAAGAAUCUGAGCAACUCAAAGACAGGUGUCGCCAUUUAUGAGACAAUGUUUGUAUGGAAUGAGUUCUUGACUCGAGAAAUUCACAAUCAACUCCAAAAUACUCACUGGACUGUUGGAUUAGUCUAUGGGUUUUUUAAGCAGGCUACAUUUAAAAUUUCUUCGCAAGACUUCAUCUUAACCCUCAUUGCUAGACGCUCUCGCCAUUAUGCUGGUACCAGAUAUUUAAAAAGAGGAGUAAAUGAGAAGGGCCGUGUAGCAAAUGAUGUUGAGACAGAACAAAUUGUAUUUGAAGAUGUACCUGAAGGGUCCCCUUUUGGAGCAACUUCUGUUGUACAGAACCGUGGUUCAAUACCUCUUUUUUGGUCUCAAGAAACUUCACGCUUGAAAGUGAAACCUGACAUCAUAUUGUGUAGGAGGGACUUUAAGUUUGAAGCCACCAAACUUCACUUUGAAGAUCUUGUUCAAAGAUAUGGAAAUCCAAUUAUUAUAUUGAACUUGAUUAAGACUCUUGAGAAGAGGCCCAGAGAAAUGAUUCUUCGUGCAGAAUUCGCUAAUGCUAUUGAGUUCUUAAACAAAGAUCUUCCUGAGGACGACCGCUUGAGAUUUCUUCACUGGGAUAUAAACAAACGCCCGAGAAUCAAAGCUAAAAUGGCCUUGAUACGUCUAAGUGAUGUGGCUGCUAAUGCUUUGGAGUUAACUGGCUUUUUACACUGUCAGCUUAUCCCUACUUCAAGAACUGAGGAGUUGCAAAAAUUGUCGCCCGUCAGUUGUGAUGAUAGAGGAGACCAUGUUAAAGAGGACCUUGACGAAAUGGAUGUUGAAAUGGGCAAUGAGUGUGACAAACUGCGUGGAGCUUACUGUGUCAACGUUUCAUCAGUCCAAAAUGGAGUCUUAAGAACGAAUUGUGUAGACUGUUUGGAUCGCACAAAUGUUGGCCAGUAUGCCUAUGGACUGGUCGCUCUGUCCCAUCAGCUGCAUGCCUUAGGCUUUGUAGAUGUAGACAACAUCAACAUUGAUUCACAUUCUCCUUUAGCACAAGACCUAAUGCAGAUCUACGAAGAAAUGGGAGACACUCUUUCACUGCAAUAUGGUGGCUCUGCUGCACAUAAUAAGGUAUUUUCAGAAAUGCGAGGUCAAUGGAAAGCAACAACAAGGUCUCAAGAGAUCAUUCGAUCGGUCCAGCGUUUCUACCGUAAUGCGUACAUGGACCCUGAGAAACAAGACGCCAUAAAUGUGUUCUUGGGCCAUUUCCAGCCACAAGAGGGUGGGCCAGCUCUGUGGGAAUUGAAUCCAGACCAGCAUUAUGAUGUUAGGAAGCAUGGAUCAAGUCCAACUGCAGAAAGAUCUAGGUCAUAUAUUAAAAGAUCGCUAUCAGAAGGAAACAUAAGUUGUGGAAGCAGUUCUCAGGGUAAAGACACUGACAUAGAUCAGACUGAAGACACUUACCAGCCUUUGACUGAACGUAGCAAAGGUUGUAAGGGUAUUUCGGAGUCAUCACCAGAAAUCUCUACUUGUGACAGUGAUAUUCCGUUUACCAGGUACAACCCCUCAAUGUCAAGCAGACAGCUUUUCCAUGAUAUACAGUUAGAUCAAUGUCUCGGAAGUAGUAGCUUUAAAUUUGAUGAAGGUGCUUUGUUCGAUUCCUCAAAUUUUUUAGAUGUUGAUUGGCUCUCUUCAUCGGGAAAUUCUUGUGAAGAAGAAACAUAUGACAGAUCUUCGAUCAUAGGUUCUCCAUCUCGGGGCAUGUCAUCGGAUAGCAUGACAAAUGAGCUCAAAGCAGAAACAAACGUUUCAGCUCCUAAUUCUGGGGCAAGCUUGAAGAAGGUGCAGACUCCUGGAGAAAUCAGUGUUGAUGCUAAAGUGAGUAAGGAGAUACACCGGCAAUACUCUGAGAAGUUUAUUCGUUGGGUUAACGAAGGAGAUGUGCUUUUUCAUUGAAGUUCAGUAAAGUUCUGGUCUGGUCUCUUUUUGGAGCUAUACAUUAUUUUGGACAGUUACAUUGAUAGAUCGCAUCCCAAGGACGAUGUGGAUACAU
Molecule: messenger RNA, 2691 nt
Organism: Solanum verrucosum
Lineage: Eukaryota; Viridiplantae; Streptophyta; Magnoliopsida; Solanales; Solanaceae
Product: phosphoinositide phosphatase SAC2-like
Biological process (GO): phosphatidylinositol dephosphorylation
Cellular component (GO): intracellular membrane-bounded organelle
Molecular function (GO): phosphatidylinositol-3,5-bisphosphate 5-phosphatase activity
Source: RefSeq, a predicted model, not a curated record